Pseudovirgaria hyperparasitica is the source of this 1710-nucleotide messenger RNA. RefSeq lists its product as uncharacterized. Bases 123 to 1571 code for a protein of 482 amino acids. The record is from RefSeq and is a predicted model, not a curated record. Gene Ontology annotation, biological process: nucleocytoplasmic transport. The transcript is spliced from 3 exons. Lineage: Eukaryota; Fungi; Ascomycota; Dothideomycetes; Acrospermales; Acrospermaceae. Gene Ontology annotation, cellular component: nuclear pore. Gene Ontology annotation, molecular function: structural constituent of nuclear pore.
UCCGAAGAACAAACUCUCUGCCAGCUCUAGCCGGCUCGCCCUGGACGUUUCCGUAGCCGCGACUACGCUAUACACCGCGCGACAUCACCACAGCUAGUUCGUGGUGGACGUCAAGACUCAAAAUGUCGGGCUUCGGCAGGUCAAACUCCCUCAGCAUAAACACAAGCCAAACAAACUCCUUGUUUAAUUCUGGCGCUGCCGCACAACCCCAGCGAGGCAACUCUCUCUUCGGUUCGACGACAAACACUGCGCAAACUAGCGGACUCUUUGGAGCUCCGGCAGCUACUACGCAACCUCAAACCGGCGGACUGUUCGGUGCUUCGACAAAGGCACCCAGUACAGGUGGAUUAUUUGGUAAUACAACGUCACAACCUCAGAGCAGUGGACUUUUUGGACAGACCACGUCUUCUGCGCCUCAGAGCGGAGGCCUUUUCGGUAAUGCCGCCAGUACACAAGCUCCACAAACGCAAAAUACUGCAACUGCAGGAAGCGGUCUUUUCGGUCAAUCUCAAGCUACAGGCACCACGGGUGGACUUUUUGGCGGAAACAAUACGGCACAGAGCCAACCACAAGCAAGCUCAUCCUUGUUUGGUGGAACGACGCUUGGUGGAGGUACCCAGACGCAGGGGCAACAAAGCGGUGGGCUUUUCGGGGGCUUAAACAAUCAAAACAAGCCGGCAACCCCGUCGUUGUUCGGUGCUUCAAGCACGACACAAGCCCAAUCAAAGCCUACUCUAUUUGGUUCUACACAACCAGCUCAGGCUACCGGAUCCUCGCUAUUCGGCGGCCAAAACAAUGCACAGCAGCAAAACGCGGGCGCAUCGACGAAUACUGUUCCGGGGGUGACGAUUGAUCUUUCCAAUCUCAGGCCAAGCACUCGGUUCUCCGACCUCCACGAAUCUCUCAAGAAUGAAAUAGUACAAAUGGAGAACUUCAUCCAGCAACAGCUACAGUACCACACUCAGAUCAGCGUUUUCCUCCCCUCCAUGCAAGAGAAGAUUGCGAGCGUAGCGCCAGAUGUCGAAUAUCUCUCGAGUCGACUCAACGCGGUGGAGACUGCUCUCGACAACGAUGCAAAUGAUAUUCACAAUGUGAAGUUGAGCGUGAAGCGGGAUGCAGAAGAAGCCAGGCUCUCCUUUAUGGCUAUUGAGCAAUUGAAAUUACCAUCCCAGUUCCACUACCCCGGAAAUUCUGGCUUCGGGACGUCCCUUCCGAGAUCCUCGCUGGCUGAUCAAGACAUCUCUUCGGCCGUCGAUAUGGCCUCUUACUUCGAGUCGAAGCAAGCUGGUUUAUCGGAGGCCAUCACGCAACAUCAGGCACACCUGGAGGAAAUCGAGUCACACUUGCAUACAGUCGAGGCUAGCACUAUGCAAAAGGCACGGGAGCUCACGGAGCUAAGAGAUCGCGGCGCUUCUGGCAUGGGCCAAACACCGGCCAAGCAUGACGGACUGAAAGAUCUUGGCAUGACUUUCCAAGCCUUUGAAGCGGCGAUUCUGAACUUAGCCACUAAGGUCGGCGAGACGAGGGAAGGCUUGAUCAAUGUUAUUCUGGGGAACAGGAAUGGUAUGUGAAUUGACCUUGGUACGAAUGCGGCAUAUGCAUACAGAGGCGUUUCUGGUGUGUGACUGUCUGCAAGAGCAUAGCUUAAUCGGUGGCUUGUAAAGCUGUAAAAUGUAACAAUAUGCAAAAUCUGCGUGAUUGAGGAUCAUG